This is a messenger RNA of Anguilla anguilla (European eel), 3610 nucleotides long. RefSeq names its product calpain-1 catalytic subunit-like. Gene Ontology annotation, biological process: proteolysis. The transcript is spliced from 23 exons. Gene Ontology annotation, molecular function: calcium-dependent cysteine-type endopeptidase activity; calcium ion binding. The coding region runs from base 236 to 2350 and encodes 704 amino acids. Gene Ontology annotation, cellular component: cytoplasm. The record is from RefSeq and is a predicted model, not a curated record. Lineage: Eukaryota; Metazoa; Chordata; Actinopteri; Anguilliformes; Anguillidae.
GAUGAGUAAUCUCCGGUGCCCCUCCCCUAGCAGGGCUGGGCUGGAGACCGCUGCACCGGGGGCUGCUGGGAGAUUGCACCGUCCAUAACGGUUACUUCAUAUACAGAUUUUAGGUACCUAUUUCUGAAUAACUGUGCACUGGAACGUCACCCCAAAAGUGAAGGCGAAGACUGCUUUAUUUUCAGCGCUGGAGAUUUUCUUCCCUCAAGCUCCUGUGGCCCAGAGACAGUGAAGGAUGAUUCCGUUUGGGGGCAUCUCGGCCUGCAUACACACGCAGAGACUGAAAGCUGACGGGAUGGGGUCCAAAGAGCAGGCGGUGAGGUUCCUCAACCAGGACUACGAGGCCCUCAAGCAGGAGUGCUUGGACGGGGGGACGCUCUUUGAGGACCCCUGCUUCCUCGCUCAGCCCCAGUCCCUCGGCUUCAAGGAGCUGGCCCCACAGUCCUCCAAAACCCGGGGGGUGAAGUGGGUGCGACCCACGGAGUUGUCGAAGAACCCACAGUUUAUCGUGGGCGGAGCUACGAGAACUGACAUCUGCCAGGGGGCGUUAGGUGACUGCUGGCUCCUGGCAGCCAUCGCCUCUCUCACCCUGAAUGAGACAGUGCUCCACCGGGUGGUUCCUCACGGCCAGAGCUUCCAGGAUGACUACGCCGGAAUCUUCCACUUCCAGUUCUGGCAGUUCGGGGAGUGGGUGGACGUCGUCAUUGACGACAGGCUUCCGGUGAAGGAUGGAGAGCUGAUGUUCGUUCACUCCGCCGAGGGGAAUGAGUUCUGGAGCGCUCUGAUCGAGAAGGCCUACGCCAAGCUGAACGGGUCGUACGAGGCCCUGUCUGGGGGCAGCACCACGGAAGGGUUUGAGGACUUCACGGGGGGCGUGUCGGAGAUGUUCGAGCUGCGCAGCGCCCCCAAGGACCUGUACAGGAUCAUCAGCAAGGCCCUGGAGAGGGGCUCUCUGCUGGGCUGCUCCAUCGAUAUCACCAGUGCCUUUGACAUGGAAGCUGUCACCUUUAAGAAGCUGGUGAAAGGUCACGCCUACUCUGUCACUGGGCUGAAGCAGGUGAGCUUCAGGGGUGGAAUGGAGAGGCUGAUCCGGAUCCGGAACCCCUGGGGGCAGGUGGAGUGGACCGGGGCCUGGAGUGACGGCUCCUCUGAGUGGGACCAGAUCGACCCGGGGGACCGGGAGGACAUGAACUGCCGCAUGGAGGACGGGGAGUUCUGGAUGUCCUUUAAGGAGUUCACGCGGCAGUUCUCGCGCUUGGAGAUCUGCAACCUCACGGCCGACGCUCUCAGUGACGACACCCUCAGUUUCUGGCACACCAUCAAGUUCGACGGCACCUGGAGGAGGGGCAGCACGGCAGGGGGGUGCAGGAACCACCCCAACACGUUCUGGAUAAACCCGCAGUUUAAGGUCACCCUGCUGGAGGAGGACGACGACCCCGAGGACGACGAGGUGGCCUGCAGCUUCCUGGUGGCGCUCAUGCAGAAGGAUCGCCGCAGGUUCCGCCGCCAGGGGCAGGACAUGCACACCAUCGGCUUCGCCGUGUACGAGGUUCCUGACGAGUUCCGGGGUUGCCAGAGUGUUCACCUGAAGAAGGACUUCUUCCUGAAGCACUCCUCGUGCGCACGCUCCGAGACCUUCAUCAACCUGCGGGAGGUGAGCGCCCGGCUGCGCCUCCCCCCCGGGGAGUACAUCGUCGUCCCCUCCACCUUCGAGCCCAGCAAGGAGGCCGACUUCGUCCUCCGCGUCUUCACAGAGAAGCAGUCCGAGACCGAAGAGUUGGAUGAUGAUGUCACGGCUGAUUUGGAAGACCAGGAGGAAAUCUCAGAAGACGAUGUUGACGAAUCUUUCAAGGUCAUGUUUAGGCAGCUCGCCGGUGAGGACAUGGAAAUCUCUGUCUUCGAGCUCAGAACCAUCCUGAACAGAGUGGUGACCAAACACAAGGACUUAAAGACAGACGGAUUCAGCAUGGAGUCCUGCAGAAGCAUGAUUACCCUCUUGGACAAAGAUUGCAGCGCCCGAUUGGGCAUCGUGGAGUUCCAGAUUCUGUGGAACAAGAUCCGAAAGUGGCUGGGAAUAUUCCGGCAGUUUGACCUUGACAAGUCAGGCGCCAUGAGCUCCUAUGAGAUGCGCCUUGCCUUGGAGUCCGCAGGCUUCAAGCUGAACAACAAGCUGAUCCAGGUCAUGGUGGCAAGAUAUGCAGAGAACGAGACCAUAGACUUUGACAACUUUGUCUGCUGUGUGGUCAAGCUUGAGUCCAUGUUUAGGGCUUUCAAGGAGCUGGACAAAGAUGGGACAGGCGUGGCUGAAAUGAACAUUACUGAGUGGCUGUUCAUGACCAUGUGCGGCUGAGGAGAAACUGCUCAGAGGAAGAAAGGGGCUGGAUCAUCCUGCCAACACGGGCCUAUCAUAGCCCUCAGUUUCUGCAUAAGUCCCACCCGCCCUGCCUUAACUUCCAACCAAUCCAGAGGUGACUGAGGUCUAAACCACGUCUAUAUGGCCUUACUACUUAUGACCAAUGAUCCCUAACACUUCCGUCUACUGUGCUUAACCACUCCCAUUUUUACACUAUGCAGAAAUACUGUUCUCACACAGAACAUUUAAACUGCAUGUAGCAAUACAUUACAAUAGAGGAACAUUUAACCUUCAUGAAGCAGUAAAAUAAAGUGGAGAGAGGACUGAAGCCCCUGCAGCAGCCCCUGUAAAAAUUUCAUUUUCUUUCCAUUUGUCUUCCGUAUUAUGUCUUGACUGCAUGUGAUGUGGCUAUGGAAAGGUUAGGGAAAGAUUGUAGUGGAAUGUAUUAGUAUCUAUCGUUGUAGUGGCAUUCCAUUAAUUCAUUUCAACUUGAUAUAUACAGUUAUGCACAUUCUAUCCUUUUAGUCUAGCUCUUUUCUGGAGAAUUUUGCUAUGAAAGAUGGUGUAUAAUGAAGAGACCCAAGAUAUAAAGUACAGUGUAUUUCACAAUUGCAAUGCAAGUGACAGAACUGUACAUUACAAACACAAAGAUGUUGCCAAUUUAUUUCAAGGGUUAAUUUGGCAAUUAUUAAUUUAUUAAUAUGGAUUUACAUCCCCAUCUUGUACACUGUAGUUACUCUUCUGCUACUCUACAAGUAAAGAAACAUCUGCUUUGUACUCAUAAGUCGUAAGCUGAAAUGUAGCCUAGUGGAGAAACAGUAAUAAAUCCAACAUUGCGCAUAUUUAUAAAAUUUUUAGGUGGCAAAGGGGGUACUAUUUAAAAGACCAUGUGAGCUAUGUAAAAUGUCAUAAUUAUCAUCCAGAAGCGUUUGAAGGGAUCCAUCUUGCCUCACUUGCCACGAUUUUAUAAAAACCAUCUCUAAACAGAUGAGAAUUCUGAAACUUAGGCUUAUCAUUUGAUCCAUAUUGAAAGUUUUCUCAUCAAAAAUGGCAGUUGAUCUCUAUAGAUGGCAGAUAUAGGAUAUAGCAGAUGGCAGAAAGCAUAUUUAAAGACAGCAUUGCUAAUGUUGUAGCUUUAAUACUGUAAGCCUCUGCCAGUUGAUGAGUUUUUUUAAUGGUUUAGCAUUGAAGGACGUGCAAAUAUGUAAGGCUUACCAUUACUACAUUAUACCUCAAUAAACUACAAAAAUGAAAGCA